AUGAAGUAUGGAGUUCGACAUAAGGUGGCUUUGGCCUAUCACCCCCAGUCUAAUGGCCAAGCUGAGGCCUACAGGACAUCGUACAAGACUCCUCUCGGUAUGUCUCCUUAUCGACUAGUAUUUGGCAAAGCUUGUCACUUACUAGUAGAAUUGGAGCACAAGGCUUAUUGGGCAAUCAAGAAGCUGAAUUUUGAUUACCAAGCAGCGGGUGAGAAGAGGUUAUUGCAGCUAAAUGAAAUGGAGGAGUUUCGGAAUGAUGCAUAUGAAAACACUCGUAUUUACAAGGAGAGGACCAAGAAAUAUCAUGAUCAAAUGAUAUUAAAGCGAGAAUUUGUGCUGGGACAGCAAGUUUUACUUUUCAAUUCUCGUUUGAGGUUAUUUCCCAGUAAGCUAAAGUCACGAUGGUCUGGUCCGUUUGUUAUCACCAAGGUUUCUCCUUUUGGUUCUGUGGAAUUAAGGAAUAAUGACGGUUCGCUUUUUCAAGUGAAUGGACAAAGGUUGAAACAUUAUUUUGGUGAAAUUCACAAGAAGGUGGAGACGAUGUAUCUCCAAGACAGCAACUGA
Humulus lupulus (European hop) is the source of this 564-nucleotide messenger RNA. RefSeq lists its product as uncharacterized. Gene Ontology annotation, molecular function: nucleic acid binding. Bases 1 to 564 code for a protein of 187 amino acids. NCBI's taxonomy places the organism in Eukaryota, Viridiplantae, Streptophyta, Magnoliopsida, Rosales, Cannabaceae. The record is from RefSeq and is a predicted model, not a curated record. The transcript is spliced from 2 exons.